AUGUUAAUCCAUGAUUGCACAGAUCACAAAAAACGACACUAUUACAAAGUACAUGCAAAUGCUCAAGAUGGAUUCGGUGGAAUCCGUAACUGUCGAAGAAGAGACGUUGUUUCCAGUGAGAAGUCUGGGUUCACCAAUGCAAUAAUUGGGAGUGACAUUAAUAUACGGGUACUCAGAUUCGCCGUAUCAGCCAAACAAUACAUGGAGAACAUUUCGAAUCAGAAGUAA
This is a messenger RNA of Caenorhabditis remanei, 228 nucleotides long. RefSeq lists its product as uncharacterized. The record is from RefSeq and is a predicted model, not a curated record. Lineage: Eukaryota; Metazoa; Nematoda; Chromadorea; Rhabditida; Rhabditidae. The coding region runs from base 1 to 228 and encodes 75 amino acids. The transcript has a single exon.